Messenger RNA from Peromyscus maniculatus bairdii (prairie deer mouse), 6007 nucleotides. It is a transcript of the gene Fsbp, whose product is annotated as fibrinogen silencer binding protein. The record is from RefSeq and is a predicted model, not a curated record. Gene Ontology annotation, cellular component: nucleus. NCBI's taxonomy places the organism in Eukaryota, Metazoa, Chordata, Mammalia, Rodentia, Cricetidae.
AUUUUAAUAAGCCCUCCCCUGUAGGCGUGGGCCUAAAUGGGGCUAGCCUAGUUAAGCCUGAUCUUUCUGUUUGUGAAAAGAGCUGAGCAGAGCUGAAGGCUGCAUGGUGGAUUCAGAAACUGCCUACUUAAUUUCAAAAGAACAAUGGUGGGGAAGGCUAGGUCUUCCAAUUUUACCCUGUCUGAAAAGCUUGAUCUGCUAAGCCUUGUGAAGCCAUAUGUGAAAAUUCUCGAAGAGCACACUAAUAAAAAUUCAGUAAUAGUGGAAAAGAAUAGAUGUUGGGAUGUCAUAGCAGUUAACUAUAAUGCAAUUGGAGUAGACCGCCCUCCUCGAACAGCACAGGGCCUACGCAGCCUUUACAAAAGGCUCAAAGAAUAUGCCAAACAGGAGCUAUUGCAGCAAAAGGAGGCCCAAUCAGAUUUUAAAAGCAAUAUUUCCGAGCCAACCAAGAAAGUUAUGGAGAUGAUUCCCCAGAUCUCCAGCUUUUGCCUGAUAAGAGACAGGAACCACAUACAAAGUGCGAACUUGGAUGAGUCUGCCCAGGCUGGUACCAGCUCGCUGCAGGUAAUGGUGGAUCACCAGCCUGUCGCUAUUACAGUAGAGGUGAAGCAAGAAGAGGACAUUAAAGCAUCCCCUCCACUGGUUCCAAAUCCUCCACACAAUGAUACUGUAGAGCAAAGAGAAGAGCAUGAAUUAAUGCAUGCCAUGGAAGAACCCUUGUCUCCAUCACUCUCUUCUGUUGAUAUGAGAAUGACAUCAUCUCCAUCUUCUAUCCCAAGGAGAGAUGAUUUUAUCCAUCAUGAAAGUGGAGAACACAUUAGGUCUCUGCUAAGAUGUGACCCUCAGGUCCUGCAAAUGUUAAAAGAGGAACAUCAGAUCAUUUUAGAAAAUCAAAAGAAUUUUGGAUUAUAUGUUCAGGAGAAGAGGGAUGGACUGAGAAGAAGGCAGCGGCUAGAGGAGGAGCUGCUAAGAGCAAAGAUUGAAGUGGAGAAGCUGAAAGCGACUCGCUUACGGCAUGAUCUGCCCGAGUAUAGUAGUCUCUAAGAGUUUUUCAGUCUUGCAGUUUGAUAUUUUUAAUUUUGUCAGAAUUAAUUUGGGAGUAUCGUGAAGCUGAGCACAUGCCCUAUAAAAAAUAUUGCUAAUCUCUCUUAUAAAAAAGCUUUUAACAUGAUUUUCUUUUCCUUUCUAAGCCUAUUUUUUUUUUUUUAACAAAAUUUUCUAAGUAUUUAAUUUUCUCUUUAGAUACUAAAAUUUACUGAUUGGUUGACAUGGUAAUCCAGCUUGUCUUCCCUCAGUUUUUUUCUAAGACAUUUAACUGUUGGCCUUAUGUAAGAUCUUUUAUUUUGAUUAUAAAAGAAAUAAUACAAAUAGAGUUGCAUAUGGUGCAUAAGCCUGUAAUCACAGCACUUGAGAGGGAAAGGCAGUUCAGAAGAUCAAGGCCAUCCCAAUUUCAAGGUCAGCCCGUGCUAUGUGAAAUCCUGUGUCAAACAAAACAAAAUGCAUAAAAUUGUAUAAAUAGUAUUUCAAAGUACUGAAUCUUCAACAGUUUUAGUUACAACUUUGAAAGUUAGAUUUAAGAGAGAGAGAGAGGGAGAGAGAGAGAGAGAGAGAGAGAGAGAGAGAGAGAGAGAGAGAGAGAGAGAGAGAGAGAGAGAAAGAGAGAAAGAGAGAAAGUUAGUGUUGGAUAAGUACCUAAUAAAUGGUAAGCAUAUACAUUUGUCGCUGAGCUACAAUCCAUAGUCCUAUAUUUUCUUGUUUGGAGACAAGAUCUCACCCUGUAGCCCAGGCUAGCCUGGAAUACAAGUCCCUCUUGCCUCAGCUGUCUGAACACUGGGAUAAUGGGUGUGUGCUAUACUAACAGUAACAGCAAACAUGUAUUGAUGACAUUGGUUUUGUUUUUAUCUUUGGAAAGAGUGGGUUAGACUUUAGAGACAGAAGAUAUUUGGAAAACACUUCAAUUUAGAGGUAAUAAAACUGCAGUCAAGGAGGACGCCAUCAUUUAUUCCAGGUAGCGAAGCUUUUUAUAGCAGAGUAAGCAUCAGUACUUAGUUUUCUGGAGGGAGCAGGAGGUAAUGGUGGUGGUAAUUUUUAUUCCUUAUUUAUUCUAUAGAAGUAAAAAUCCCAGAGAAUUAUUUAACUAAUUAGGAGAACUUAUUUAAUUAGAAUCACCUUUCGGGUUGGAGAUGUAGCUCAAGGGGAGAGCACUUUCUGGUGAGUUUGAGGUCCCUUCUCCACGUGACAAAAAAAAACUUACUUGUAUACAUGGUUGGGUUCUGAAGCCUAGGGUGUUGUGGCACUACCCCACCCUCCCUCCUUUUUUUGUCCUGCUAAAAGGGAUCAGGUCUUUUUAUUGAAAAUAGUGCAUAUUUCACCAUGUGAUUAAAAUUAUCUUAAUUCAUUUUAAAUGUUUUUCUUGAAAAUGUUUCCUUCACAGUAAAGUUAGAAUUAAACAAAAUGAAAACUACUUAGAAUGAAAAUAACAAAAAUCUUAUUUACAUAUAAUUUAACUUGUAGAUUUUUAUAAGUGUGAUUUUUAAAUAUUGUAGUACUCAUGGAAAUAAAAUCUUGAUUUUUAUAAAUCUUACAUAUUGAAUUUAUGUUAAAUAUUUAAUAUGUGUCUUACAUACUUGAUUUCCAUUUUUUGCCGAGAUUUUGAUGAGGAAGGACUUUAAAAAGCCAGGUUUUCGGAUGGAGCAGGUAGAAUUUCAUAAAUCCUGGGGAUAGGUGCUUGAUGUCAGAGUGAGCUCUUGCAGAGACACAUGCAGAGUGGAUGGAGUGGCUCAAGGUGUCCAAGCUCAAUGAGUCAGGCAGUUUGAAGUGAGGCUCAGGAGAGUUUGGGCUUUUGGUAACUUGAAUGACCUGGGACAUAUUAUGUAGACCAGACUGGCCUCAGUCUCACAGAGAUCAUCCACUUCCAGGGUGCUGGAUUAAAGGUGUGCCUUGCUUGACUACAUUGGGGAGCUUCUGUUUAGUUCAUGUUGAAACUUUACAUGCAGGAAUACAUCAGCAAUCUGUAUUUUGUGUGAAAAUUUCCAGUUUUUAAAUGUUUGCAAGUCAUUCAGAAUACUUUUAAAACAGUUUGGUUAUGCCUUCUCCCAGACUUUCAGGCUUCCAGUUGGUGGUGUGUAGAGUAAAAAACCCAGGUGAGGAUGUGGCUGUGGCUCGGUGAUUCAGGGCUCUCCUGGUGUAGUCAAGGCUUCGGGUUCUGUCCACAGCACCGCAAACACAGUCGAGUUAUGACAACAGUGUCAGUCCUGAAUUGGAUGUCAGCGUUAUGUUAGCUCCUUAGAAGUGUAGAUCCAUCCAGUGAAUCAGAAACUGGGGUGGGGUUCAGCAGUCUGUGACUAGUGUCCUCGGGGAUUCCUAUACAGCUAAAGGUUCAGAGUUGAAUGUGGUGCUUGAAGCAUGACAGAGUCUCAGCAGUUCUCAUUGAAGAGGAAUGUGGGUGAAAUGUCAGUUGUUAGCAAAUCAGGAUUACAUGAAAUGCUGUUUUUAGGGAGUCGGAUCUAACUGAAUAUAAAGUGAGAAGCUGUUGAAGGCUUUUUGAUUAUAGAGAGGACAUGAUUAAAGAUGUGAGUUAGGAAGAAUGCUAUCAAAUGUAGUGGUUAUAGGAAUAAAUAAAGUGAACUCUUAGGGUACUAGGUUAAUUUGUUCAAUUUCUCAGUGUUCAAGGUCAUGAUAUAUUCUUAUGGCAGUUUGCCUUUUUAAUCUGUGCUAUGACUUUCAUUUGAAAUGUAAUGAAUCUUCUAAUGUGAGGUAAUAUAUUUUAUAUAAUUUUAGUAGCUGUAUCUAUAGUAGAAACCCUUUUGAAAUUAUUGAAAGUAAGUUAUGAAGUAUAAUUCUCAUUAUUUCAGCAUGCUACCACUCAGACUUGGCGAUAAACAUUGAGUCUGAGUAUUGACUUUGUAUAGAAAACCCACUUACAAGUGUCUGUAGAAAACUAACUCUGUGAAAUGUUUCUAGAAAGUAAGUCAGUGUUUAAAGAAAGUACAUCUCUUUUGAUGGUUUGGUUCUCUAUUCAGUGUGGAAAUUAAAAAAAUAUGGAUGUCUUUGAAAAUUCCUUUGCUGUACAUAAAAUAGUAUUGUAAUCACAGCUUUCUCUGGCACUGUUCAAAUUUGCUGUUUCCUAGUGUCAAGUGACAUAAUUUGUUAGCAGUUAAGGGCUAUGAAGAUUAAUAAACCCAUUUUCUUUUUGUAUUUGAAAUCCAGAAUUCCAUUCAUCAGAGUAAACUUACUGCAGUUUUUUAUGAGUCAAUAUUGUUUUAAUUGUAAAAGUUAUAAAACAUGUAAUUCUGCCCCAUUCUCUAAUUCCUUCCUUUAUGUAACUUUUUAUGAAAAUAUGAAAAGCAUGGUUUAUGAAAAUACCCAAGUAAAGCAAAAAACCAGUCAUUUGACCACAGAGCCCUUCUCAAGGCUGUUGUAGAGUAUGGCACGGGGAUGCUGAGCUAAACUCGCCAUCUCUUUCUUUGUGAUAGUGAGACUUUGAACUUGAGGACUACCUGUGACCUCUGAGCAGAUUUUGCUGAGGAUGGGUUUCACUCAGCGAGUACUGAGGAGGAAGCUGGGCCUAGGGACCUUAUACAAUGUGGGAAAUCCUGGCAACACUGAGGCCGGUUAUUUUGUUCUUGUUUUAGGUGUGAUUCUGUAGAGAUACUCCAAAUGUGGUAAAUGAUUAUCUCAUUUGAUCUUCCUCUUUUUUUAUUUUUGUUUUUCGAGCAGGGUUUUUCUGUGUAGCCUUGGGUGUCUUGGGACUCACCAUGUAGACUAGGCUGGCCUUGAACUCAGAGAUCUGCCUGCCCCUGCCUCUGAGUGCUGGGAUUGAAGGUUCCGACCACCAUACCUGGCUUUCAUUUGAUCUCUUAAUAAUUUUGAUAGUGGGUAGUUUUUGCUCCUUUCCUAACUUAUCUAUUUGAACUUAAAUGGAUAUAUUAUUAUAAAAUAUUCUAAAGUAGAUAUGACAUAUAAUGGUAUCCUAAGAAAAGGUAAGCUUUUUUUUCCUCCUUUUUUUUUUCUUUUCUUUUUUUUCUAAGACAGGGUUUCUCUGUGUAGCCCUGUCUGUCUUAGAACUUGCUCUGUAGACCACCAGGCUGGCCUCGAACUCACAGAGAUCCACCUGCCUCUGCCUCGAAAGUGCUGGGAUCAAAGGUGUGCUCUACCACUGCCCGAGUGCUUUUUUAUUUUUAAUCUCAUGAAAUAAUCAAAAUAAAUCCCCUUUUGAUAAUGAGGCGACAACUUAUAUAAUUUUAUUUUUGAGUUACUCUAUUUUGGUUUAUCUACUCACAUAAAUGUUUAAAAUAUGAAUUACAGCUGUGUGCCUCCUUUUAGUGUGAUGUCAUUUAAAUAGACAUUUAACUUUCUUAGAGUACAGUGAAUUAUGUUGACUGUAUUAUACUGCUGCUGUUGGUGGUUAAGUGAAUGCUUGUUAAUACAUGCUUUUUAAGAAUCAGGAAGUAAGUUAUACUGAUUUGUAUACUCGUUUUGGUGCCAUAAGUCAGAGUUUAGUAUAGUAGAGGUAAAAGUUUUUGAUGAAGCAAAUUUGAAGUAAAAUUAUCUAGAAGACUGUAAUAGAUACCGAUUAUACUGUAUCUAAAUAUUAUACUUUUAAAGAAUCUUAAGGUCCACAAAUUCUCAAAGUAAAAUAUUUGGUUGUAAAUACUUAAGAAGUAAAUGAAGUAUAGUACAUAGUUUAUAAAUACAGGAGUAAGUUUUUAAAUUAGGCAGUCUAAUUAACAUGAACAGAAUUGUGCUGAAUCUUUGUAUACAUUUUUGAGAUACUAUGUAUAUUUUUUGGGUCUAAACAUGUGCUUUCAUUUAGUUCUUUUAAAUAACAUAUUAAGUACCUGUGACCCCCCCCCCACCAGGAUGAUUAAUGUAUUUUUAUAGUCUUUUGAAUUGAUUAAGCUAGUAGGUAUAAUUUGAAAUUAUAUUAUUUUUUUUCAAUUGCUUUGUAAAUAAUGAAAAAUAAAUAAAUGAGUAAAUGCAAAUAAAAUAUCACUCAUCAGCUCAA